GACGACCUGUGGCUGUCCGCGCAUCUGGCGAAAAAGCGGAUCAAACGCGAACUACUCGGCCACCGCUUGCGGACGGAGCACAUCGGCUUCGGCUUCGAACCUGAUGCCCUGUAUCUCGGUGGUGCGGGGAGUGGCGAUAACAACGAAAAUUUGUUUCAGUGCUUACAUGGGCUGUCAGCUGCUAUUGG
Messenger RNA from Amoebophrya sp. A120, 188 nucleotides. NCBI's taxonomy places the organism in Eukaryota, Dinophyceae, Syndiniales, Amoebophryaceae. The record is from the annotation of a GenBank genome assembly.